AUGACCAGAAAACCUGCUUUCUGGUCUCGCAUCACGGAGUGGUUCAACAACAGUCGACAGUUAGCUGCGUUUCCAGAUAGGUCGGUAAGCCAUUGCAAGCAACGGUGGGGGCGUAUCAACGACCAGACAUGUAAAUUUGUUGGCUGCUAUGAAGCCGCCUUGAAAGAACAAAGCAGUGGGAUGAACGACAAUGACUUGAUGAAGACUGCUCACCAAAUCUUCCUUAACGAUCACGGCUUCAAGUAUGGGCUGGAGCAUGCGUGGCGGGAACUCAGGCACGACCAGAAGUGGUCUUCAUUCUCAGCGGUGAAAGAGUCUGAGAUCAAAAAACGUAAGAAGGGUGAUGACUGCUCACAAGCUUCUGCAACAUCGCAACAUCAGAGUUAUGGAGAAGACUCUUCCGUUGUUCGUCCACCGGGUGUGAAGGCUGCGAAGAAUGCGAAGGGUAAAAGGAGUGCAGCAGAUAAAGAUGAUGGCAACGAGGUGACCGAGGUGGUCACCAUGUGGGAAAUAAAACAACAUGACUUAGCUAUGAAAGAUAAGCUAUCUAAGCGGAAAUUGCUAGAUAUGGUUUGUAACUCGGAUUACUAA
This is a messenger RNA of Eutrema salsugineum, 591 nucleotides long. RefSeq names its product glutathione S-transferase T3-like. Lineage: Eukaryota; Viridiplantae; Streptophyta; Magnoliopsida; Brassicales; Brassicaceae. The coding region runs from base 1 to 591 and encodes 196 amino acids. The record is from RefSeq and is a predicted model, not a curated record. The transcript is spliced from 2 exons.